Messenger RNA from Phytomonas sp. Hart1, 1083 nucleotides. NCBI's taxonomy places the organism in Eukaryota, Euglenozoa, Kinetoplastea, Trypanosomatida, Trypanosomatidae. The record is from the annotation of a GenBank genome assembly.
AUGUUCUCCUUCUCUUCCGACGGCCCCGGUACUCCUACGAAAUUGUAUAGAGAAAAACUGCAACGCUUUUACAUCCCGCGCACAACUGGCCUUUUGGAGACCGUACUGUCCUCGACUCAUGCGGUGGACGAGGAGAACGGCCCAUCCUCCUCAACCUUGCUUUCCGAUUACGACAAAGCACUAGAGGUCUCGAGCAUAGUCGUCUCUGAGGUUCACAACGCACCCGAUGACUUGGGGGGGGAGCUGCGUCGCGCUCGUCACCUGGCCGCACGCUACAGCAUCGAGAACGCCCGACUGCGCGAUCAGCUCAAGGCGCAUGUCCUCCAGGCGUCGAUUCUGACGGAGCGUCUGCAGGCCGAUCACGCGGCACGUCGAACGCGCGUUGCGGACUCCCCUGGAGGUGUAGUCAACAGCGCGGCGUCGGCCAAUCCGGACCCCCAACUAGGCCUGUUGGGUGCAUCCCCCGGGAGAGAAAUAGAGGAUGCCCCCCCCUCCCACCGUGCGGAACUAGAGGCGAAGGAUCUGCGAAUACGAGAGUUGGAGUGGCGGAUGUGCGAGCUGGAGGGCAGAGUCCAGGCCUAUGAGGCGGCCUUCCAGCGGGGCUCCAAGGGGGAAGUCGCUUCGCCCCGCUCGGCCUCCUCCCCAACGACGCACGAACUCAUCUGUCAGUGCUUGAGUGGGAUGGAAUACCUCGUGAAGGUGUGCAAUGCGGUGGAGCAUUGCCGGAACACCCCGCACGGCGGGGGGGAGGAGGGGGGGUGCCCACGCCCGCGGCGGCAGUGCGUCCUGCGCUGCCUGCGAGCCGCGAUGCGGGGGAAUACCGAGCCUGCAGGGGAGGUCCUGGCGCGUGGUCACCAGAUCAACGACCACACGUUGAUGUUAUCGCUCCGGGAGGAGAUCGAGUACUGCGAGACGGCGCUGGUGCAAACCACGGCGCGGUUCUUCGCCGAGUACAGUCAGCCCUACCCAUCCCCGAACGAUACGGCGAGGCAUCCGGAGGACGAGUUGGGAUCCGCGUCAUGGGUUGAAAAGGCCGACGAGCACGUCUCAGUUUCAGACAUGGAUGAUUGCGCGGUUCAAUGA